AUGGAGCAGAGAAUCCUGUCCGACAAUGGUGUCUUGCGUUCCAAGAAAGUGGCUUUCGUGGGUUCUGGUCCGAUGCCUCUCACUUCCUUCGUCAUGGCCACACGUCGCAUGACAACCACACAUUUCGACAACUUCGACAUUGACCCGACCGCGAACGAAUUGGCGAGAAAGAUCGCGGCUUCUGACCAUGCGCUCGAGGAAAGGAUGAAGUUUUUGACACGUGAUGUGAUGGAGUUGAAGGAAGAAUUUGCAGAGUACGACUGUGUUUUCAUGGCUGCCCUGGUGGGGAUGAGUGGAGAGGAGAAGGCAAAGAUCAUUGGGCAUAUCCGUAAAUACAUGAAGAAAGGAGGGUAUUUGCUAGUGAGGAGUGCAAAGGGUGCGAGAGCUUUCUUGUACCCUGUCGUCGAGGAGGCUCACUUGCUUGGCUUCCAAGUAAUCUCUGUGUUUCAUCCGAUGGACGAUGUCAUCAACUGUCAUCCUUGCUCGCAAACCUUCUGUCUGAUCCCGAGGGUUUAA
Messenger RNA from Tarenaya hassleriana, 516 nucleotides. RefSeq names its product nicotianamine synthase-like. Gene Ontology annotation, biological process: nicotianamine biosynthetic process. Lineage: Eukaryota; Viridiplantae; Streptophyta; Magnoliopsida; Brassicales; Cleomaceae. Gene Ontology annotation, molecular function: nicotianamine synthase activity. The coding region runs from base 1 to 516 and encodes 171 amino acids. The transcript has 2 exons. The record is from RefSeq and is a predicted model, not a curated record.